This is a messenger RNA of Scophthalmus maximus (turbot), 926 nucleotides long. It is a transcript of the gene lyrm5a, whose product is annotated as LYR motif containing 5a. Gene Ontology annotation, biological process: respiratory electron transport chain. The transcript has 3 exons. The record is from RefSeq and is a predicted model, not a curated record. Bases 119 to 376 code for a protein of 85 amino acids. Lineage: Eukaryota; Metazoa; Chordata; Actinopteri; Pleuronectiformes; Scophthalmidae. Gene Ontology annotation, cellular component: mitochondrion.
ACAGCCGUCAAAGGAAGGACAAGUGUGAAAAGAAGGAGACGUGUCUUCCGCACAGCUUGAAUAAAGCCACCCUGCAAAGAGAACACGAGGUUGUGAAAGCCCACCUCGUGCCCUGACUAUGGCCAGCCCUUUGAAGGGGGAGGUCAUGAGACUGUACAAAACCCUGCUGUACCUCGGCCGAGAGUAUCCCCAGGGAGCGGCGUAUUUCAGGGAGCGCCUGAAGGCAGCCUUCGUGAAGAACCGAGACGAGACGGACCCGGACAAGAUCCGACAGCUGGUGGCCCGGGGCGACUUCGUCAUCAAGGAGCUCGAGGCUCUCUACUUCCUCAGGAAGUAUCGAGCCAUGAAGAAGAGGUACUACGACCCAGAGGAAUAAAAGUACAACUCCAAUACAGCUUACCACAUUUCUGAUUAUUAUUCCUUUUUAAAACACAGGCAACGGGAACCGAUCAGAUCACGCAGCAGUUUUGGUCAUGAACGAACACAUCUAUUGAAAACACACUGACAUUGCAGAAAUGAUAAACUCGCAACACUCGUCCUAAUAAGGGAAAUAAGGGAAAAGUGCCAGACACUGAUGAUGAUGAUGUAACUUUUACAGUAUGAGCUUCAUGUUUUUUAUACACAUGUUGCACUUUUUGUUUUUUUCAUUGAAACAUUGCGUGUGUGUUGUUAGACAAGUCAUAUGCAGACACCCACCUGGUCUGUGAUAAACUGUGGAGGCCAAUGUAAAGACUGACUGAAUCCUACAGUGACAUGUAUAUUGUAUUUGAAUGUAUAUAUAUAUUUGUAAAUACAUUGUCAUAUCUCUUGAAGAGUGAAUGUACAUGACUGUGUACCUAAGCACUAUUUUUGGAGAAAUGUACAGAUUGUUUUGAAAACAGUGAUGUCCUAUGUCGAAUAUAAAUAAACCCCAGCAAUCAGUUUUA